CCAAAAACAGACCGUUGGGAAUUUACAGCUGCUGAGUUUUAUGAAGAAACACGCAACUUUAUUCAAAUAUUAAAAGCCAUGGCUUUGCCUUUUCUACCCGGGAAUUCUCCCAAUAAACAGCUGUGGAAAGAAAGUUUUCAUAAAUCUCAGCAUUUCGCUGUUUCCGACGGAGUCCCAAUGCUGGUGGGAUUGGAGAAGCCGGGCAUUGGAGGAGAGCUGUUAUAUGGCCAGAAGAUUAAACCAAACUUUUCUGUUUACCCCAAAGGACAGGGCAGUGAUUUACCAGCAUGGGUGGCCUUCGACAAACAGGCUCUGUGUUUUGAUGCAUACUUCCAGGAAGCCGUGCCUGAGGCCCAAACUGAGACGUACAGGAUCAGGAAGUGUAAAAUCUACUUCUACUUGGAGGAUGACACCAUUCAGGUGGUGGAGCCAGAGUGCAAGAACAGCGGCAUCCCUCAAGGAAUAUUUAUUCGUCGCCAGCGUAUCCCCCUGCCUCCACCGGAUGAUGACCAAUUCUACAAUAUCUUUCAUUUCAACAUCAACCAACAGAUGGUGCUGCACUCACGCGCUUUCACUGUGACCGACUGUGACUCUUUCUCAAGGAACUUUCUCACCAGACUGGGAGUGAGUGUAAAUGACAGUAUAUCUGUACCUGAUGACCCCUACAGCAACUUCCGGGAACAGAUUGAAAAAAGUAUGAAGCCUCUUCGGCCGUAUGCGAGGCGCGACACUUUGAAGCAGUUCUUGGACCACGACUGCAAAGUGCUGCGCUUCUUCUGCUUCUGGGACGACACAGAGAACAUGUUCGGGGACCCCCGGGAGCUCGUACUGCACUACUACCUGGCCGAUGACACCAUCGAGAUCAGAGAGGUUAUCUCAGAAAUCCCUGGGAGAGGUACUGUGCCCAAAUUCCUGCACCGCAGCAAACUACCUAAGCUUGGACCCGCCCAACUGAAGCAACCUGGAGAGGUGACGGACCGCACAGUGCUUAACGUGUUCGCCUCAGCAAGUCAGGGAAAACGCUUCAUACUGGACAGUCUCAAACCUUCAGGGGUCCAGAACGAAUUUUACAAAGACUGUGAUCUUGCUGUGGGACGGGAGGUGAAUGUGUGGGGCCGCAGAGUGCUCAUCACCCACUGUGACGACUUCACCAAAGAAUACUAUCGCUCCAAAUAUGGCACAGAGGACUUCACCCCAAUGCAAUACAAAGCCCCCAAGGCCCCUAAGCCCCCAAGGAUGGUGCCCCCCUACAACGGCUUCGGCUCAGAGGAGGACUCUCUGGUCUCCUGCCAGAGCCUGCUGCCCAAACCCCCCAAGAAAGAUUUCCACAAAUUUAUGGAGAAAGACAGAUGUGGCCUAGACAGUCAUGUGCUGAAUUUCCGAGCCAAGAUGUUGACCAGGGAUCCCCUCGACAGAGACAGGAUGUUCAUCAUCUCCUUUUACCUUAGUGACGACUCCAUCAGUGUGUUUGAGCGCCCGCAGAGGAACUCAGGUUGGCUUGGUGGUAAAUUUCUGGAACGUGGUCGUGUGAAGAAGCCGGGUCAAGAGCGGUUUAAGAGUGAGAUGUCCAAGUACUUCACCGCUCAGGAUCUGUACGUUGGUGCCACCGUCUGCAUCAACAAUAGGAACUUCCAGCUUCUGGAUGCUGAUGAAUACACCUUUAGCUACAUGGAGCAACAUGCUGAGGAGUUCCCCAAAGCAAACGUGGGAAACAUCAUCAGUAAAGUACGUUCGAUUCCUGAGGAGAAACAGAGCGAGAUCAGGAAGUUCCUAACUCUCAGUGACCCUGGCAAAGCUGGCGUCAUCCCCUACGAGUCGUUCAGGGGUCUGUUGACGGGUCUGGACUGCGGCCUGUCGGAGCACGAGGUUCUGGUUCUGGGCCGAAGCUUCUCGGAGCACGUCGAGCGGCCUGCGGUGGACGUGGGUCUGAUGCUGGCUGUGGCUCAAGACUUCCUCAAGAAGAAGCCCUUUGAUGAGCUCCCGGCCAUGGCCAGAGCGUUCACACACCAAGACCGACACAAAACUGGACGUCUCUCCACCAAACAGACGAGGACCAUCUGCAAGGCCGUCCACCUCCCUCUGCCUGACAAGCUGCUGGGAGAUCUGCUCAGCAGGUUUGCAGACGGGGACAAUAUCGACUACCACGCUUUCCUGGCUGGUCUUAGCUGGUUAGAGAAUCCGAGUCCUCCAGUAAAGCCUGAAGACACCUUAAAGUUUGACCUGAAUGUGAAGUUUGAUGCUGGAGAACCGUCAGUGAAAAAUGUCAACUACUCAUCACUCCUGAACGACGUCUUCGGCCAUUCCUCCAACAACGCUGAUCUAACAACCACCAUCCCGUAGACAUCAAGAGGGAGGUGAAACAGAUUCACCUCACACGUAAAUACACACACCUCUUGUUCAUUAAAAAAACACUAAACAUCAGGUAUCUAGUGUCUGAGUUUGCGUUGUGUGCGGUGAUGGUGAUUUGUAAAACUACAGGAGGGCGGGACGUGAGCAUAAGUUGAAAGUUUGUUUACUUGUACGUGAAUAUUUUGGCAGUAAUGGUCUGCUCAAACUUAAAACAAGCCAGUAAAGUGGAAAAUUUAUGCUUUAGGGAGGAAAAGUUCUAAGAACACAGAUGCUUUUUGAUGUGAGGAUGUGUGUGUGUACAUGAGAGUUGGUGUGAAUCCCUCUGAGACACAAGGCGUUAAGCAAAAACAUAUUUUAGCUGUGCUCACAUGUAAUGAUUUCAGACUAUUACAGUGAAUCCUCCUGCUGAGCUGAUAAAGGGAGAAACUUAGAAUGAAUGAUGUGCACUGUAAGGUUAUGUGUACGCUGGAUUUAAGACAGAAAACAACAGAUAUCACUGAGCUGCAAUGAGUCCAACAGACAGUUGAUCCAUGUCACCUCUUAUGAAGGCAGAAUCUCACAAGAUUUCAC
Molecule: messenger RNA, 2919 nt
Organism: Labrus mixtus (cuckoo wrasse)
Lineage: Eukaryota; Metazoa; Chordata; Actinopteri; Labriformes; Labridae
Gene: efhc2
Product: EF-hand domain (C-terminal) containing 2
Exons: 15
Coding region: 79-2340 (753 amino acids)
Biological process (GO): regulation of neuron projection development
Cellular component (GO): microtubule
Source: RefSeq, a predicted model, not a curated record